Messenger RNA from Gossypium raimondii (Peruvian cotton), 1833 nucleotides. RefSeq names its product amino acid transporter AVT3B. Gene Ontology annotation, biological process: amino acid transmembrane transport. Gene Ontology annotation, cellular component: vacuolar membrane. The transcript is spliced from 3 exons. The record is from RefSeq and is a predicted model, not a curated record. Gene Ontology annotation, molecular function: amino acid transmembrane transporter activity. The coding region runs from base 116 to 1414 and encodes 432 amino acids. NCBI's taxonomy places the organism in Eukaryota, Viridiplantae, Streptophyta, Magnoliopsida, Malvales, Malvaceae.
AGUCUCUGUGAAUACAAUUUUGGAUUUCAGAAGGCUUCAAAAAUUUAAGAUUUCAUUUGCAGAUUAAACGUUGAAACCCUCAAAUUUUAUUUCGGGUCAGAGAAUCGAUUUAGCCAUGGUUUCCGAUAAGAAAAACCCGUCGCCCUCGUCUUCAAGAAAGCUAAACUCUCCCCCGGCAGAAGAAACCACGCCACUUAUAGACAACACGAAGCCGCUAUCGUCACAUCCCAAGACCUUGGCCAAUGUUUUUAUAGCCAUUGUCGGCGCCGGGGUUUUGGGUAUGCCUUACGCUUUUAAGAGGACCGGGUGGAUCAUGGGGUUGCUCAUUCUUUCCUUCAUUGCCGCCUCCACCACCUACUGUAUGACGCUUUUGGUUCAAAUCCGCCGUAAGCUCGACUCGUACGAAAAUGGCACAACCAAUAUUUCUUCUUUUGGCGAUCUGGGAUUCGCUGUUUGUGGCACACUUGGCAGGUUUGUUGUUGAUGUGCUCAUUACUCUCUCUCAAGCUGGAUUUUGUAUUGGAUAUCUUAUAUUUAUUGCCAACACUCUGCUCCAUCUUUUUCACGAUGAACCAUCCUCGGAUUUGGGUCUAAGUUCCGGGAUGUCCCGUUUUACGGUGAAGAGUUUGUAUAUAUGGGGAUGUUUCCCAUUUCAGUUGGGGUUGAACUCAAUCAAAACAUUGACACAUUUAGCUCCAUUAAGCAUUUUUGCUGAUGUUGUGGAUAUCGGGGCAAUGGGAGUGGUUAUGUUGGAGGAUUUGAGACUCAUUAUGCGCCGAAGGCGUGAAGUUAAGGCUUUUGGUGGUGUCUCUGUGUUCUUUUAUGGCAUGGGUGUGGCUCUUUUUGGAUAUGAAGGGAUUGCUAUGGUUUUGCCUAUAGAAUCUGAGAUGAAAGACAAUGCAAAGUUUAACAAAAUAUUGGCACUUAGCAUGGGGUUGACCACUUUGAUGUAUGGAGCAUUUGGAGCUUUGGGUUAUUUUGCUUUUGGUGAUAAAACCAAAGAUAUCAUCACUUCUAACUUGGGGACUGGCUGGAUUAGCAGUUUGGUUCAACUAGGCCUUUGCAUCAACUUAUUUUUCACUUUCCCCUUGAUGAUGAAUCCGGUUUACGAGAUCGUCGAGAGGCGGUUUUCGGGAGGGAGGUACUGCGUGUGGCUAAGAUGGUUAUUUGUUUUGAUUGUAAGCUUGGUAGCUUUGUUCGUCCCGAAUUUCGCGGAUUUCUUGUCCUUGGUCGGAAGCAGCGUAUGCUGCUGUUUGGGGUUCAUAUUGCCCGGUUUGUUUCAUUUGUUGGCGUUCAAGGAUGAGCAGGGAUGCAAGGGAUGCAGUUUGGAUAUUGGAAUCAUGAUCUUUGGAGUUGUUCUUGCAAUUUCAGGGACUUGGUUUUCUCUAAUGGAGAUAUUAUCUGCGAAGGAGUAGAUGUACAAUAUCGUAGUGAAGUUCCAGGGACUUGGUUUUCUCUAACGGAGAUCUUAUCCACGAAGACAUACAAAACUGUUCCUCGUUCGAACCGUAUUCAUAAAAUCCAAUAAUAUUUAUUAGGUAAGAAACUACUUCAUCAAUCAUAAAGUUGAGGAGGCCUUUGAUAUUUUACCUCAACUCAUGUUUGAAUUGUUGAUAGAUUGGUGAUAGUAAAAUGUUUCCCCAUAUGUUCUCCAUUCAGCAAUUUUUGUAUGAUAUUACAAUAAUUUUCUUUUUUCUUUCUUCUAUGUGUCAUUCCAAGGAUUACUAUGCCUUUGAAUCACUUCCCUGUCCUUUAUAUUUGUAAAUCUGCAUAGUGAUUUUGCAGCGAUUCUUAAGUUUUAGAUUGUGUUCUGAUGAUGAAAGCCACAUAUGUU